UUUGUCAAAUUGUAUCAAGUGCCAUUUUUACAUGCUGGAUUUAUUGUUCACAAAGGGUUGCUUGAUCUGUAGGUUAGGCCUCACGAUAUCUGACUUUUGUGCUUUCUCUGGGUUUGGCAUAGUGGUGCAUUAUGAUAAUCCAGCUUUUCGAACCUGCUUUUGCCGCGGCCCCAAGCUCAGCACAACACAGCCCAGCAACCAUAAACAGAGCCUAAGAUUAUCUACGUCAGUAUUAACCAAUGUAUCAUAAGCACCAAUGUUUAUCUCACAAAAUAAAAUUAUGAUUUAUCAUACGUACUCUGUUGUGCUAACUCAUGAUCAUGCAGCUUUAUAUGAAAUAAGUCAGUCUUUUUAAGGGAAGAAAUAAAUCGGGCUUGAUUAUGACACCGAAUGUGAGUACCCUACAUAAGCGCCGUUCAUAUAAAUAAUUAAAUAGGCUACUCUUUGAGGGCAAAUUAGUUUUUUAUUUUAGGAUAGUUUGGUUGUUUAGUUAUUGCGCAUAUGUAUGCACUCCAACUCCAAGGAUGCAUUUGAUUCUUCUAUUCGGGUAGUCUAAUGUCUAAUUUUCACGUGUCAGUUCCAUUCAACCAAUACUCUCUCGAGCAUUAUGAAAAUCCUGCUUCAUAUCAUAUUUAAUUCGAUGGGUCUGCUUUGUGUGUCUUGGAGAGCCAUACCUAAACUAUAUGCUCUCAGAGAAGACAGAGCAGUGUUAGGAAACUUCUGUGGUGGUAGAACACCUCUGUUGUUUGCAACAUACCACAAUGGGGGUACUGCCGAGUAUCUUCUUGAUCAUGGUGCUGAUCAAGACAAAGCCAAUAAUGAUGGGGUUUCCCUGCUACACUAUGCUGCUGAAUCAGGCAAUUGUGAAAUGCUAGAGCUUUUGCUUGCAAAAGGAGCUUAUGUUGACCCGGUAGCUCCUCAUGGAACACCACUUCAUGGUGCUGCUGGUGAAGGGCAAUAUGGUGCUGUGAAGAUUUUAUUGGACCACAAUGCAGAUUACAACAAGAUGGUAAAUGGUGUGACACCUCUUAUGGCUGCUAGAGAUGCUAACUCAACAGAAUGUAUCAAGCUCCUAGUUAAGGUUCAGGAGGAGCCCAUGCUUAAACGGGAAAUCGUGGCAUCAGAGCUUAUAUCACUAGGGAAUAUCUCUUUAAAGAAAAAAGAUUAUGCUGUCGCAGCAAAAUUGUACAGUCGGGCAAUGCAGCUUGAUCCUGAUGAUGCAGUCUUGUUCUCAGACAGGAGCCUUUGUUGGCUUCACAUGGGCGAUGGAAGAAAGGCUUUGCUAGAUGCUAAUAAAUGCAGAAAAAUGCGACCUCACUGGCCAAAAGCUUGUCGCCGGCAGGGUGAAGCUCUGAUGCUACUGAAGGACUAUGAGGGCGCAAGUGAACGGUUCUUGGAUGGACUCAAAUUGGACCCAGUGGACACUGACAUCGAGGAUGCAUUACGGAUUUCGGAGUGCCACUUUGUACUGUUAUCAAUGCCAAUGCACCAACCUACCCUGACGUAUAGUAGUAACUCUGUAAUCUGCCCUUGAGUAGUACUUUGCUGAUAUUUAGGAAGAGGCAUGCAUAUACUGUCGUGCAAUGGCGCCUAAAGAAUUGCAAGUGCCAGACAUAACCAUGCCAUUCCAAAAUAGUAUCUGAUACUUCUCCUUCCAAUAUUUAGGGAAGCUAUGAAGUCCUAGAAGACGUCUCAGAGCACGAAAGCCAGGUGACUAUUUGGGUGUUGCAGGGGAAUCAGUUGAAGACUUGAAACGGCUCAGGAGUUUCUUCGUUUGCGCAACGACUGGUUUCCUUUAUUAGAAAGUAAAGCAAAGUGUCCGAUGGGAGUAUUACCAUUGCAUGUUUGUAUGACCAUGGCUGUUGAUUGAUGCAGUAACGUCGGUGGAAGCUCGUCAGUUCCCAUCGAUCUAUCCUAUCUCAGGCUUGCGGGUCUUCUACGAAGCUCACUCACCCGCCGCGCGCCGUGUGCCGCGUCCACCAAUAGAUCGCAGCCUUAGUAGAGGGAUAUGUUUUGUUGGUUUUCUUCGUCCUGUGGCUGCACAAGAAGAGGAGAGCUAGUAUAUAUAUAUAUAUAUAUAUAUAUACAAAACCUUUUAUGGUAUCAGUAAAUCGGUGUGCAAGUUAACAGUAUUUACUUUGCAAGCCGUUCGCCGAGUUUAAUAGUUUCUGCAUAUAUCUCGCUGUUCACUCAGGCAGCCCAUUCAGACUA
Triticum aestivum (bread wheat) is the source of this 2211-nucleotide messenger RNA. RefSeq names its product ankyrin-3. Lineage: Eukaryota; Viridiplantae; Streptophyta; Magnoliopsida; Poales; Poaceae. The coding region runs from base 608 to 1534 and encodes 308 amino acids. The transcript has 8 exons. The record is from RefSeq and is a predicted model, not a curated record. Gene Ontology annotation, molecular function: protein binding.